This is a messenger RNA of Phycomyces blakesleeanus NRRL 1555(-), 1908 nucleotides long. RefSeq lists its product as hypothetical. Bases 15 to 1691 code for a protein of 558 amino acids. The record is from RefSeq and is a predicted model, not a curated record. The transcript is spliced from 2 exons. Lineage: Eukaryota; Fungi; Mucoromycota; Mucoromycetes; Mucorales; Phycomycetaceae. Gene Ontology annotation, molecular function: protein binding.
GAGCAAACAACAUAAUGUCGGGAGACAAAACUAACAACUUCCCAAAGUGCUUUCAACAUCCAUUUCCAACCGAACUUUUACUCAACAUCUUUGUCAAUCUCAAUGGCACAACAUUAGCUCAAUGUACCUUGGUCUGUCGACAAUGGCGUGCAGUAAUUCAACAUUAUGACGAUCUGAUCUGGAGAAUAUGCUCACGUCGGGACUAUAAAGAAAUUGACUCGAAUCGCUUUUGGUCGUUGUGUUUUCCCGAUCCACACAUCUCAAACUCUAUCGGUAUCCCAUCGCCUAGAGAUAGACUACAAAAUAACGCCCGUGCUUUAAAACGAACAUGGCAAGACAUGUAUCGUAUAACCAAGAAUUGGGAUACUGGUUACUGUCUAGGUUAUUUUCCCGAAAUAAAAGCACAGCCUCUGCCAGGACAAUGGAUAUCUGGGGUGGUGGGUUAUCCCAGAGAAGCUUCAUGUUUUAGUCUACUCAAUGUAGCCAAGACAGGCUCAUUGGUUCGCUCAAAUCCUGUUUAUCGGAAUCCUACCGGCCCACCACAUAGUCUGAUAAUGACUGAUCCAGAUACAUGUCAGACCACUUAUCUUCAAUCUAUUAAUGAAGCCGUCUCGCCUAGUUUAGCUGUAGAGGGCCGACGGCACAUCAUCCUGUGUCAUUUUACUCAGCCCUCUUCCAAGUGGAUAGUAACCGGGGGUCUUGAUGGCUCGGUAGCCCUCUGGGACUCAGAUACAAAAAAACUGGCCUGUAUGUGGCAUGGUCACCGAGGACGUGUGUUGUGUGUAAGCAUGAAUGAUAAGAUGGCUGUCAGUGGUGGAACCGAUAGUAAUAUUUGUGUUUGGGACCUCGAAAACCAUUCAAUCGAGGGUUCUCCCACAGAAACAAACUACACUCACACAACACCACGAGGCCACAUUGAUAUAUCAUCAUAUAUAUCCAGUCAUGGCGAGUGGUACCAGGGUGUGGGCGACAUAGCUGUGAACACUCAUUUAGUGGCGUGUGCACCAGAAUCAUCUGGUCCCCUUUUAGUAUUCUCGCUCUUGACAGGUGCUCUAGUCUACGAGCUUCAGACAAACAUAGACGGACCCCGGCAAUGGCCAUUUUCUGGAGCACUUGGGGUCAUAAACAUAUGCUUGACCCCAUUCUUUUUACUCACAAAAGGAAAAGUACUUAAGAACGACACAUCUGUACCCAUAUAUCCCAAACAACCAACAACAUUCGGUCAAGCCUCAUCGAUCCAAACUAUCAACCAUGAGAUCCCUGCUGGUCGAAUGACACCCUAUCAACUUUAUCGCUAUUACCAAUCACAACAAUCACAACAAUCGGACGAUCAGACUAUGGACAGCUUGGAUUGCAUAAAUGUAUGGUGUCUUCGGACCGGUAAAAUGGCCUAUCGACUCGUGCCUACAUUUGAAACACCCGAUAUAAAAUACACGAUUACCGACAUUCGACUCUGUCCUGACUUUUCAAGGACAUUAGUUUGUCUAGAGGUAAGAGACAAUUCUAGACCAUCUCCAGAAAGACAUCAAACCGAGGAACGACUGUACUGCUGGGACUUUUCAUGCCAGAACAUUUCGAUGGAUCAGGCGAACAUUUCAAAACAAGAAUUGACAGCUGUGCAGAUCAAUGCUCCAACUCAUCUGUCAGAGCCACACCAAAAGAUAGGAAAAUCAUGGAUGUACUACAUGUGAUGUUCUCUAUUCUGUACAUACUAUUGAGUUUAUCGUGCUGUUUUAAGAAAGUGUAUAUCUCACUUCUUUUCUCAUCUGUAUAUUACCCCUCUUUAUUCUUCUUCUUCUUCUUAUUUUUUUAUUGCUUUAAUUUGUAUAUUAUUUUCUUUUAUUCUUUUAUUCAUAACAUAGAUCCGCACGUACUUUGUAUAAUCAUAAAUCUAUCAGCCGAUCAAUU